Molecule: messenger RNA, 2155 nt
Organism: Panthera uncia (snow leopard)
Lineage: Eukaryota; Metazoa; Chordata; Mammalia; Carnivora; Felidae
Gene: VGLL4
Product: vestigial like family member 4
Exons: 5
Coding region: 597-1487 (296 amino acids)
Biological process (GO): negative regulation of DNA-templated transcription
Molecular function (GO): transcription coactivator binding
Source: RefSeq, a predicted model, not a curated record
UCUUUCAAACACUUAAUACAUUUAGAGACUGAUCUUGUGCAGAAAAUAUCCCUGACAUUUGAAGAGCUCCAGGGAUUCAGUGAGCAUGCUCCGUGCUCCCUCCCGCUGGGAAGAGGAAGCUCGUUUACAUACGAGUCAUACCAAGCAUAGCCAGCAUGUCAGCGCAGUUAACUUGCAGCGGGCUGUGAGGAAAGCGAGCGUGGCUUUGUCCUAGGAAAUGUGCUUCGUGUUUUUCGUUUCCACUCCUUUUUUAUUUCGAAGAAAGACGCGUAAAGACUUCAGAAACGGUUUCUAAGUGCUUGAUUGAGGAUACAAAACAUAGACCAUCUACAAAUAAACCCUUGAAGGGUUUUGUGCGAGUUUGAUUUUUUUUUUGUGCGUGUGUUUUUUUUCCCCCCUCUUUUUUUGUUUUUCUUUUUCUUUUCUUUCUUUUUUUUUUUUAACUUUUACAUACUUUGUUUUGAUCAUCUGAGGCUGGGCCUCCCGUCUUUGUGAAGUUUAAGAGAAAGCCAGGAGCUACUCAACAGUAACUGAUUUUUGAAACGUACUGUUUUGGGGCGAAAGCAGAGAGCUGGUUUUCUGUGCUAGCCCAAUAAAUGCUAUUUAUGAAGAUGGAUCUGUUGAACUACCAGUACUUGGACAAGAUGAACAACAAUAUCGGCAUCCUGUGCUAUGAAGGUGAAGCUGCUCUCAGGGGAGAACCCAGGAUGCAGACCCUCCCUGUGGCAUCUGCCCUCACCAGUCACCGCACAGGCCCCCCGCCCAUCAGUCCCAGCAAGAGAAAGUUCAGCCUGGAGCAAGGGGACGAUGGCCUGGACUGUGAAAACGACCAUGCUUCCAAGAUGAGUCGCAUCUUCAACCCCCAUCUGAACAAGACUGCCAACGGAGACUGCCGAAAAGACCCCCGGGAGCGCAGCCGCAGCCCCAUCGAGCGUGCCGUGGCCCCCACCAUGAGCCUUCACGGCAACCACCUGUACACAUCCCUCCCCAGCCUCAGCAUGGAGCAGCCCCUGGCGCUGACCAAGAACAGCAUGGACGCCAGCAGGCCGGCUGGCAUCGCGCCCACGCUGACCCCUGCGGAGCGGCAGCAGAAUCGGCCUUCGGUGAUCACGUGCGCCUCGGCCAGCACCCGCAACUGUAACCUCUCGCACUGCCCCAUCGCGCACAGCGGCUGCGUGGCGGCCGGGCCAGCCAGCUACCGGAGGGCCCCGAGCUCCACCACCACCUGUGACCCUGUGGUGGAGGAGCACUUCCGCAGGAGCCUGGGCAAGAACUACAAGGAGCCCGAGCCGGCGCCCAACUCAGUGUCCAUCACGGGCUCCGUGGACGACCACUUUGCCAAAGCCCUGGGUGAUACGUGGCUUCAGAUCAAGGCGGCCAAGGAUGGCGCAUCCAGCAGCCCCGAGUCAGCCUCGCGCAGGGGCCAGCCCUCCAGCCCCUCGGCGCACAUGGUCAGCCACAGUCACUCUCCCUCCGUGGUCUCGUGAAGGGAGCACCACCCUUGAACAAGAUGUCAAUCUGCAUGGUUUGCCUGAGCUUUGAACAGUCAGUGCUUAAAACACAGAAAAAAAAAAAAAAAUUUGUGGGGGGUGGGGUAGGGGGAAGGGUAGGGAAGGGAUGGUUUAUUCGCAAAAACCAUGUCGUUGGGAUUUUUGUUCUGUUUUGUACUUGCUUGGUAUUCGUACCUGGGGGCCCUCCGACACGAGAGCAGGAGCUGCACGUGGAGCAUCCGAUGUAGCGUCCUACCUUCCUGCCUCAGUUACCAAAGAGACCUCUGAUGCAGGUCCGCUGCCCUGACGGGGGCCAGGACUCCACGGCACACGCUUUCUCAGUCACAGGCCAUGACGUUGGUGACUCAAAUGCUUUGUGCUUUUUAUUUGCUUCUCGAGACCAGGGUGUGUGUGGCUUAGCUUCCAUUGCGUGUUUGGUCCGGCCCGUGCGUGCGUGCGCGCGCGCACGUCUACUUGAAGAGAACAGAGAACUGUCGCGUCUGAUUUGCACUAUUGGAGGAGGGCUAAAGUUGCCUGCCUGACAACUUUAUGUGAGAUGCUAGUACUCUGAGGGCAAACUGCUGAAAAACAAAGGGUUUAAGGAUGACAUUUCUGACCAUUUGUGUUUUUGUUGUUUUUUGUUUUGUUUUGUUUUGUUUUAAUUU